CACUGAUUGGCCAAGCAGCUGCUUUACCGGUGAGAUGCACUGUUUAGCGCUACAUCCACUUUAAAGAUUCUGAAUGGUUCACUCCUAGGAGGCUGCUUGACACAGACAACAGACGUGAUGCAAGCCCAGGACCUCCUGAGACAGCUGCAGAUCCCAGAGCUGGAGGAUGUGUGCCAGUACAUGCACAGCCUGCCCGCCAACAUCCUGAUGGGCGUGGGCGCCCUUGCCGCCCUCACCACCUACUGGUACGCCACGCGGCCCAAGGCCCUCAAGCCGCCCUGCGACCUCAACAUGCAGUCAGUGGCCAUGACGGGUGAUGGUUACGUCAGGCGGUCCAUUCUGAAUAACAACGACGAGCACAUGACUCACUACUACAGUGACGCACGGACCAUGUACGAGGUAUUCCUCCGAGGCAUGCGGGUGUCCAUUGACAGGCCCUGUCUAGGAUCAAGAAAACCCAACCAGCCUUACAAGUGGCUGUCAUACCGAGAGGUGGCAGACAAAGCCGAGUGCAUUGGCUCGGCUCUUCUCCACAGAGGGCACUCCCAGACUGGAGACAAGCAUAUUGGCAUCUUUUCCCAGAACAGGCCAGAGUGGACCAUUUCAGAGCUGGCCUGUUACACAUACUCCCUGGUGUGUGUACCACUGUAUGACACGCUAGGCCUCGAGGCCAUUGAAUACAUCAUCGACCAAGCCGCUAUCUCUACGGUGAUCUGUGACUUGGUGGACAAAGUGCGGCUCAUCCUGGACUGCGUGAGCGGCAAGGAGCACACAUUGAAGACAAUCGUGCUCAUGGAGGCCUUCGACAAGGAGCUUGUGGCCCGCGGACAGCAGAGCGGCAUCGAGAUCCUUAGCCUGAAGGAAGUGGAGGCUGUUGGCAAAGCCCACCACCAGCAGCCAUUGCCCCCAACACCAGAUGACCUGGCACUCAUCUGCUUCACUAGUGGAACCACAGGAAACCCAAAGGGUGGAAUGCUUACACAUGGCAAUGUUAUCGCCAAUUGUGCUGCUUUCAUCAAGAUAACAGAGGUGCACUGCAUGCUGAACCUCCACGACAUUCACAUGUCCUACCUACCUCUAGCACACAUGUUUGAGAGGGUGGUGGAGGGAGUGAUCCUGGUGCACGGUGCCCGGAUUGGCUACUUUCAGGGGGACAUCCGGCUCCUGAUGGACGACCUGAAAACCCUGCAGCCCACAGUCUUCCCUGUCGUCCCCCGCCUGCUCAACCGCAUGUUUGACAAGAUCUUCGGACAGGCCAACACGCCACUGAAGAGGUGGCUGCUGGUUUUUGCCUCCAGAAGGAAGCAUGCGGAGAUGAUGAAUGGUGUGGUCAGGAAGGACAGCUUGUGGGACAAGCUCAUCUUCCAAAAAGUCCAGAACAGUCUUGGGGGUCGUGUGAGGCUGAUGAUCACAGGAGCGGCCCCAGUUUCUCCGACCGUCCUGACGUUCCUUCGUGCCGCACUUGGCUGUCAGUUUUACGAAGGCUAUGGUCAGACUGAGUGCACAGCUGGGUGUACCAUGUCCGUGCCUGGGGACUGGACAGCAGGUCAUGUGGGGGCUCCACUGCCCUGCAACUAUGUAAAGCUGGCAGAUGUGACUGAGAUGAACUACUUUGCUGCCAAUGGGGAAGGAGAGGUGUGUGUAAAAGGACCAAACGUAUUCAAGGGCUACCUGAAUGACCCGGAGAAGACGAAGGAGGCCUUGGAUCAGGAUGGCUGGCUCCACACGGGAGAUAUUGGGAAGUGGCUGCCUAAUGGCAUUCUGAAGAUUGUGGACAGGAAGAAGCACAUCUUCAAGCUGGCUCAAGGAGAGUACGUUGCCCCGGAGAAGGUCGAGAACAUCUACAUCCGGAGUGACCCGGUGGCCCAGAUCUUUGUCCAUGGCGAUAGCUUGCAGGCAUGCCUGGUGGGCAUUGUGGUGCCUGAUCCAGACUUCUUACCAGGAUGGGCAAAGAAGAAGGGCAUCGAGGGUUCUUAUUUGGAGAUGUGCGCAAGCAAGGAGUUGAAAAAUGCCAUUCUGGAGGACAUUCUGAGGCUGGGGAAAGAAGGGGGGCUGAAGUCUUUUGAGCAGGUGAGAGAUAUCUCGCUUCACACGGAGAUGUUCUCUGUCCAGAACGGCCUCCUGACGCCCACGCUCAAGGCCAAGAGGACCGACCUCCGCAGUCACUUCCAAGAGCAGAUUGACCUGCUCUAUGCGAAGAUCAAGAUGUGAACCCCCGGUUGAGGGGAAAGGGAAGCAGAGGGUGACUAUCAUCUGGAAACCAUAGCCCGCUCCACUUGAAUGUAAUGCUCCUCGGAUGUGAUGAUUGAUGACGGUUGUGCCCUCCCUUGUCUACUGUGACAGUGUCUUUGGUCCCCUUGCGAUGGAGAGGGAGGGAGACGGUUAUGUUAGAGGCCUAGACCGGGUUGUUUAUCUACAUUUGUUUAUAUCUAGGCCGUAGUGAAAGAGGGAGAGAUUCAUGCCUUACUGUCCAUGUGACACUCUGUGUCAACCAUUCCUGUCAUCCAUUUCCAGUGCCUAUCGAGUCGUCUGUUUGGAGUUUCUCGGCCAUCUCACGGUCGGUAAUCCCUCAAUUGUCAGUUUCAAUUAACUCCUUUUUACUAAUCAUCUCUAAAUUCUGACAAACUUUAGAUUAUUAUUUUAUGUUAAUACCACACCCAUGCAGAUGUUUCAGUAUCACCCUUGUUCAACUUGAGAAAUACAAUAGCUAUUUAUAGCAGUCUAUUUAAUGUUUGUCUCUUAAUUUAAUUUGAUAUUUAAUAUCAUUGAAUGUUACUGUAAGUAGUGUGUCUGUAUAAGGGGGAAAAAAUCAUGAGGACAUCAAUGGGUCAUGGUUGAUACAGGACAAGUGCCAUGUUUUCUUUUUCUCUGCAUUCCCUUUCUCUGCAUACCAAUGUGGUACUGUCAGAAGGCCUAGUCUGAACCUUUCUGAACAGUUCCAGAUCUAUUUUACACACACGACAAGUAGGAAGAUGUCCAUUCAGAAAGGUGUUGUGAUUUUCUGACCCGCUAAUGGUACAAAAGCCUGGCAAAGGAAACAAGCCUCCCACACAGCAGGGAUUUAAAAAACUAGGUUGUGUGUUUUCGUUCUGGUAUUGUACAUGCAAAGUGCCACUGAUGUUUCUGCUCUUACACAGAAACAUUUAUUCCGUAAGUGUCCUUAAAACUACAGUGGCCUCAAUGUGCCAAAAUGCACACGCUGGUACCUGUCCUAUCCACAGCACUUAGUCCUGUCGGCCAAAUGGAACCUGGGUCGUAAUUCCGAAGUCAACAAUCAGUAGCCAGCUGCCCAAUUCCGAUUCUCUUUCCAAAAUGUGCACUCGUUCACAUAAAAGGAAUAAUUGGGUGUAAGAAAUGAUGCAAGGUCUCUAGCUAGCCCAUGCUUACACAUCCAAUGUUUUCAAAUGGAGGUGGUAAAACUGACCUUUGUCCAAUUGAACUGCACACUCACCAUCCAUUUGAAGAUGUUUGCUCCCAUUUGAUGCCUAAUGAAGGAUACCCUGGAGAAUGAUCAGGUUAAGCUGGUUUAGACCAGUACCAAGCCAUGGCUCACUGGCCCCUUGCAAGCUUGCUUUUGUGGACAAAAAUAGUGAUUUGUGUUAGGCCUAACCAACCAUUUACCUCUAUAUAAGGAACCACAUUAUAGACAUUUGUCUCCUUUGCAAUCUAGCAAGGUUCCUUUUGUGAAUUCAGGUUAUUUAACAAUGAAUUAAGUGUUCAUGAUACACAUUGACCUGUUUGUUAACAUUGUUCUGUACUGGGUUUCUGCUUGGAUCACGUUAUCGAGACACGGUCACAGAUGGCCAAUACUAGGAACUUGACCUCUCUUUAAAUCGACUUAACCGUGUUCGGUUUCGUUGUGUUUUGUACAGGAGUAGAAACCAUACCUUUUUUCAUUUACUUGACUGUACCAAAUAAACACUGUCCCUGCUCUCUCUGA
This is a messenger RNA of Oncorhynchus mykiss (rainbow trout), 3940 nucleotides long. Its product is annotated as long-chain-fatty-acid--CoA ligase 1. Gene Ontology annotation, cellular component: endoplasmic reticulum; membrane. Lineage: Eukaryota; Metazoa; Chordata; Actinopteri; Salmoniformes; Salmonidae. The record is from RefSeq and is a predicted model, not a curated record. Gene Ontology annotation, biological process: long-chain fatty acid metabolic process. Gene Ontology annotation, molecular function: long-chain fatty acid-CoA ligase activity.